Molecule: messenger RNA, 394 nt
Organism: Diabrotica balteata
Lineage: Eukaryota; Metazoa; Arthropoda; Insecta; Coleoptera; Chrysomelidae
Source: the annotation of a GenBank genome assembly
AUGCUAAAACAGAAAAAAGAACAGCAUCUAAAAGGGCUAAAUACAAAAAAUACUGAAGACCAUCAACCUUACAAAGAAACCGAUAGACAACUACGAAAAAUGAUAAAACAAGAAAAGAAUAAAACAUGGGAUCAGAAAUGCCAAGAAAUUAAUACAUACAUCGGAGGGAAGCAAUGUACAGAGGUAUGGAAUUUUAUACAAUCAGCAAAAAAUAUAGAAAAAGACAAAGCACACAUACACACCAUAAAACCAAGACAAUGGAAAGAUCACUAUGAAAGCUUGCUGAGCGAACUCCCCAACACAGUCAGUACAUAUACAAGGAGAGGUAGCGAGGGUAGAGAUCGAAACAGUAAGGAAGGCUGUAAUGACCCUAAAGAAUGAAUGGAACUCAUAA